Molecule: messenger RNA, 1299 nt
Organism: Megalops cyprinoides (Indo-Pacific tarpon)
Lineage: Eukaryota; Metazoa; Chordata; Actinopteri; Elopiformes; Megalopidae
Gene: uchl3
Product: ubiquitin carboxyl-terminal esterase L3 (ubiquitin thiolesterase)
Exons: 9
Coding region: 105-797 (230 amino acids)
Biological process (GO): protein deubiquitination; ubiquitin-dependent protein catabolic process
Cellular component (GO): cytoplasm
Molecular function (GO): cysteine-type deubiquitinase activity
Source: RefSeq, a predicted model, not a curated record
UCAUCUGUCAAGCCACAGCGGCAAAGCCAAGGAGUGAAGUUUAGCUCCAUUGUAAAAAUUAGCUUGAUAGGUUUGAUUAAGUACAUCUCGUCAGAUACGCUAAAAUGGAAGGCCAGCGCUGGUUGCCUUUGGAAGCGAACCCAGAUGUAAUGAACCAAUUCCUGAGACAGCUGGGUCUGCAGCCAACCUGGCAGUUUGGAGACGUGUAUGGCAUGGACCCAGAGAUUCUCAGCAUGGUCCCCAGACCUGUAUGUGCGGUCCUGCUGCUGUUCCCUGUAACAGAGAAGUAUGAAUCCUUUAGAUUGGAAGAGGAGGCAAAGAUAAAGUCACAGGGACAAGAAGUCAGCCCAGAGGUUUACUUCAUGAGGCAAACAAUAGGCAAUGCCUGCGGAACAAUAGGCCUAAUUCACGCGGUGGCCAACAACCAAGGGCGUCUGGACUUCGACCCUGAUUCGGCUCUGAAAACUUUUCUCAUGCAGUCUAGUUCCUUGAGCCCAGAAGAGAAGGCAGCUUUCCUUGAAAAAGAUGAGAGUAUCCGCGUUACACAUGAGUCAAGUGCUCAGGAGGGACAGACAGAGGCCCCAAGUUUAGAUGAAAAAGUGGAUUUGCAUUUCAUUGCAUUUGUGAAUGUUGGGGGCAAUUUGUAUGAGUUGGAUGGGCGUAAACCUUUCCCAAUUGCCCAUGGAAAAACCACAGAGGAGACUUUCCUAGAGGAUGCUACAGCGGUCUGCCAGAAGUUCAUGGCCCGGGACCCAGAGGAGUUGCGCUUCACUGUUGUGGCUCUCUCCAAAGCAUAGAGCCAACACUCUAACAUUCUUCUCUGUGACUCGCUGCGAUCAACCCAAACCUAAACAAUUACUGCCAACCAUUCGCAAGUGCUGAAAGUGUUAGGAAAUUAGCAUUUUUACAGAGUAAAAAUCGUGAUGGAGAAAAGAUAGACAGGUUAUGCAAGCCUAAAGUAAUGACUCCUUCAAGAUUUCAGUGGCCAGCUUUGCACAAAAAGAUGAACGUAAACUAAUUCUUCCAACUGGAGUUGCUACCAAGCUAAAAGAAUGCUUUUGAGUCAUGUGAUUCUGAUUUGAAUAGUGGGUGUAUAUUGUUGAACAUAUCUUUAUAUUUUUAAUUGGAUGUCAGCCCCUCAGUAUUAAUGUAGUUCUACUUGCAGUGAUACUGCCCCUGCACUAAACAACGGUUUUCAAUGGGUGCUAAUAUUCUGAAGUACCAUAAAUAUCUUGAAAGAGUAAUACUGACAAAGCAUUGAUGCAUGUGUAUUAUAAUUUAUAUGACUAAUUUCCUUGU